Messenger RNA from Odobenus rosmarus divergens (Pacific walrus), 1865 nucleotides. It is a transcript of the gene SLC26A11, whose product is annotated as solute carrier family 26, member 11. Bases 45 to 1865 code for a protein of 606 amino acids. The transcript is spliced from 17 exons. NCBI's taxonomy places the organism in Eukaryota, Metazoa, Chordata, Mammalia, Carnivora, Odobenidae. Gene Ontology annotation, biological process: transmembrane transport. Gene Ontology annotation, cellular component: membrane. The record is from RefSeq and is a predicted model, not a curated record. Gene Ontology annotation, molecular function: secondary active sulfate transmembrane transporter activity.
CCCGCUGCGGCGACACCCGGAGACCCCAACCUGCGGCACCCGGCAUGCCAUCUUCUGUGAAGGCGUUGGGUCAGGCCAGGACCUCGGGUGCCAGUAUGGCCCCCCAGGCCCACUGCUGCUCCCCUGCGGCCGUGCAGAGGCGGCUGCCCAUCCUGGCUUGGCUGCCGGACUACUCGCUGCAGUGGCUGAAGAUGGACUUCAUCGCUGGACUCUCGGUUGGGCUCACAGUCAUUCCCCAGGCGCUGGCCUAUGCUGAGGUGGCUGGACUCCCGCCCCAGUACGGCCUCUACUCUGCCUUCAUGGGAUGCUUCGUGUAUUUCUUCUUGGGCACCUCCCGGGAUGUGACGCUGGGCCCAACGGCCAUCAUGUCGCUCCUGGUCUCCUUCUAUACUUUGCACGAACCCGCCUACGCUGUGCUGCUGGCCUUCCUGUCUGGCUGCAUCCAGUUAGCCAUGGGCUUCCUGCGCUUGGGCUUUCUGCUGGAUUUCAUCUCCUGUCCCAUCAUCAAGGGUUUCACCUCCGCUGCCGCCAUCACCAUCGGCUUCGGGCAGAUCAAGAACCUCCUGGGACUACAAGAUAUCCCGAGACAGUUUCUCCUGCAAGUGUAUCAGACCUUCCGCAAGGUCGGAGAGACCAGGGUGGGCGAUGCCGUGCUGGGGCUCAUGUGCAUGGUGCUGCUGCUGGUGCUGAAGCUGAUGCGGGACCACGUACCUCCUGUGCACCCCGAGAUGCCCCCGGGCGUGCGGCUCAGCCACGGGCUGGUUUGGACUGCCACCACAGCCCGCAACGCUCUGGUAGUCUCCUUUGCCACCCUGGUCGCAUACUCCUUCGAGGUGACCGGAUACCAGCCUUUCGUUCUAACGGGGCAGACCACCGAGGGGCUCCCUCCAGUCCGGAUUCCGCCCUUCUCAGUGACCACGGCCAAUGGGACAGUUUCCUUCACCGAGAUGGUACAGGACAUGGGUGCUGGGCUGGCUGUGGUGCCCCUGGUGGGUCUCCUGGAGAGCAUCGCGGUGGCCAAAUCCUUCGCUUCUCAAAACAAUUACCGCAUCGAUGCCAACCAGGAGCUGCUGGCCAUCGGCCUGACCAACGUGCUGGGCUCCCUCGUCUCUUCCUACCCGGUCACAGGCAGCUUUGGACGGACAGCUGUGAACGCCCAGUCGGGGGUGUGCACCCCAGCGGGGGGCCUGGUGACAGGAGUUCUGGUGCUGCUGUCGCUGGACUACCUGACCUCGCUGUUCUACUACAUCCCCAAGGCGGCGCUGGCUGCUGUCAUCAUCACGGCCGUGGCUCCGCUGUUCGACACCAGGAUCUUCGGGACGCUCUGGCGCGUGAAGAGGCUGGACUUGCUGCCCCUCUGCCUGACGUUCCUGCUCUGCUUCUGGGAGGUCCAGUAUGGCAUCCUGGCCGGGACCCUGGUGUCCGUGCUGAUUCUCCUGCACUCCGUGGCCAGACCCAAGAUGCAGGUGUCAGAGGGGCCGGUGCUGGUCCUGCAGCCAGCCAGCGGUCUGCACUUCCCCGCGGUGGAGGCCCUCCGGGAGGCCGUACUCACCCAGGCCCUGGAAGCAUCCCCCCCACGCUGCGCGGUUUUGGAGUGCACGCAUGUCUGCAGCAUCGACUACACCGUGGUGCUGGGGCUUGAGGAGCUCGUGGGGGACUUCCACAGGCACGGCGUCACCCUUGCCUUGGUCGGCCUGCAGGUUCCUGUCCUCCGUGUGCUGCUGUCUGCUGACCUGAAGGGUGUCCAGUACUUCUGCACCCUGGAAGAGGCAGAGAAAUACCUGAGGCAAGAACCAGGGACCGAGCCCUACAACGUCAGCGAAGACUCCGUUCCGGAGCACAAGAUCGCCCUGCUGAAGGCCUGA